AUGGCGGCGUUCCACCGGAGUCGACGGCCGCGUGCGCGGACUGGGGUGAUGUUGCUCCUUCUGUCACUGUUUGUGGCUUUGGAAGUGUCCAGCUGGAUUUCCAGUGACAGCGUAGUUUCUCUAAAAGCUCAUGGUGCGGAGGCUUCGUCUCUGUUAACUCCUGAACCUUCUCGAGACCUUCGCGAGGAUGCUACUGUGCUGCACGAGGAUGGCUUCGUAUCCACUUUCCCCGCCGCUGUUGCUACAUCAGCACAUGGUGCAGAGCCAUUGCCACCUGAGAGAGAAAUUACAGAAGAAGUCACCGGGGAGAUGCUAGUAGGUUCUUCUCUGCUCCAAGUCAGCGCGGCAGGCCAACCAACGGAACUGGCGGCGGCUGCUGCAGAGGGUGUGAAUUCGCAGGGAGGAAAUACCCUCGCAAAGACCCUUGCAGCCGCUGCCGCUUCCCAGAAGCAAACAACUGCGAAGGACCGGCAUGCCCUGUUGACUUCUUCCCUGAGCAGCGUUGUGAAAAUUUUCGUCGAUAUCACAAUGCCUGACUACUUUUCACCUUGGCAGAUGCAGGCUCCGAAAGAUGCCUCCGGGUCAGGCUUCGUCGUUGAAGGCAAGCGAAUCUUGACGAAUGGCCACGUCGUUGGUGAAACAACCCGAGUUCUGGUUAGGAAACAUGGAAAUGCCAAGAAAUUUCUGGCGAGAGUUGUGGCCACGGCUCACGAAGCCGACCUGGCGCUUCUCGAAGUGGAAAGCGACGAAUUCUGGGAGAACCUCCAGCCGCUGCCCUUCGGUGGAAUCCCGCGUCUCAGGGACAGCGUCACCGUCCUGGGCUAUCCCACUGGGGGUGACCAACUGAGCAUCACGGAAGGCAUUGUCAGCCGUGUGGGCAUGUCGAUGUAUGCGCAUUCCUCUGUCAGCCUCCUCACUGUCCAAAUUGACGCCGCGAUCAAUCCAGGCAAUUCGGGCGGGCCGGCGCUUGUUGACGGCCGUGUCGUUGGCGUCGCCUUCCAGGGCUUCAGCCACCUGCAGAAUGUUGGCUACAUCGUUCCCUACCCGAUUAUUGAGCACUUCUUGAACGAUUUGGUUCUUCACGGAAGAUACACCGGGUUCCCCUCUCUCGGGGUGAAGGUCUCGCACAUGGAGAAUGACCACCUUCGACAGUUCAAGGGCUUGAGUGCACUGAAGGCCUCCGACCUGCCUCCGGGCGUGACUCCGACAGGCGUUUUGGUGGUGGAAGUGGACAACUUGCGCGUCUCUCGCUACAAGGCUGGGAAGAUUCGUGUGCCGUACACAUCGCGCACUUUGUCUGGGCCUCGCAAUCUGAAAAUGAUGCAGAGUGUGCAGGCUCAAGAAGACGUCAGUCUCCCAUCUGCCACCAGUUCCGGACAUGGAGCAAGUUUCUCGGGCUCUCUAGCAUCGCCUGUUCCCGACUUCGUCAAAGAAGCCGCGCCACCCGGGCAGAUGCUGUCCGCGCCCUUGGGAGGCGAAACUCCCGAGUCCGCUGUUGUCGCAGCAGGCGGCGGCGAGAAGCCCGCAGCGAGGGCGUUCGGGCAAGGUGGGUCAGAAGCGGGUCCCAGUCGCUCUCAGCCGACCUUCUUACAGACGCAGGUGACUCCAAAACACAUUCUUGCGAACCGAAGUCAGUUGCUUCGCCUUUACGCUCUCGCGAGAAGAAGACAACUGACACGCGAGGCGGUGGCCGAUGAGGCGGCGGCAGACUCAGGGGAAGAACGAGGCCUCGUGGAGACACAGGGAGCUCGAACGACCGCCCCUCCUGUCAUGGUGAGAAUGGUUGUAAGGAAACUCGGACCUGGGAUCUAUUCGCAGAUUCCAGAGGGAGACAGGAGCUUCAGAGCGAGAGAGGGAUCAGGUUUCCCGAAGCCUUGGUCCGCCUUCCGCAUGCUGCAGCGGCGUCUGAGGAAUGUGCAAGUGACUGCGAGAGGCGAGAAGACCGGGGGUGAAGACGAGACUGGAGAUCUCUCACAGGACCAGGAAGCAAAGGGCAACAGGGAAGAACCGGAACAGGUCGAGGGAAAGGUCCUUGUGUCGCCUGAGAAUGUGCCAGGCUCUAUCCAGAAGACUGGAGCUCUGCCGGUGAACAUGCGAGGCCCUUUGCUGUCCACGGCGUUGCCUGGUUCUUCCUCGAUCUCGUCUUUCCCGGCUCAAGAGCCGUUGAGUGAGAAGGCAAGUGAAGCCGUCGAGGAAGGCCCCCGAUCGGAAGAAGAACUCCUGUUGCCAAAUCCGUACUUCCACCAGCAAGAUGCCGAAGAAAACGAGAUCGGCUUCAAGGUUGGGGAUGUUAUCCUCGCUAUCGAUGGAAUAGAUGUUGCAGAUGACGGAACGGUUGCUUUCCGACAACUGGAACGUGUGUCGAUCGACUACACCAUCAUGAAACGCUUCAACGGAGAGACCUGCAAGGCGCUGGUUCUCCGGGAUGGCCAAGUGCGCGAGGUUCUGCUCCCGAUCACGAACUUGAAUCUGAAAGUGCCGGCACACACAUGGGACCAGAAGCCAAAGUACUUUGUUUUCGGUGGCCUCGUCUUCACCACACUGACUCGACAUCUGUUGGAACACAUGAAGUUGACGGAGUUCCCCGCAGAGUUCUUCACCAAAAUAAAACAGACCAAAUACCAGGAGGAGGAGGGUGAUGAAGUUGUCGUGUUGAGUGUGAUCCUCGCGUCAGAGUUGACGGUGGGAUACACUGCAGCACCGGCGAUCGUGACGGCUGUGCAGGGUCAAAAGGUGCGAGGCCUGGCGGACGUAGUCAGGAUUGUGGAACAAAGCACAGACAAUUUUCUGGAGUUUACUGUCAAGAUUUCAGGAAUUUCUGCGUUGCCGAUCGUGCUUGACCGGAAGAAGGCGAUGGCAGUCAAUCCGAAGAUUUUGGGGCAGCACAAAAUCCUGAGAGACCGCUCUUACUUCCUCUAGACGAGCCAAGAAGUGAUGUUCCCGUCGACAGAGAUAGCUCGGCGAGACGAGACAAAUACUAAUGUUUUUCAACUCCUGGCUACUCCGUUCUCGCGCAAAUCUUUCUCGGAAGAGAGACUUGCAGGCGCAUGCGGGAAAUUGGAGGGGAAAUCGUGAUUUAGGUGGAGAAGGAGUUAGGCUUUGCCGUUUUCAGUCUUGCACCGCAAGUGGAAAUUUCGCGUAUAUUCACCGCGGUGCAAAAAUGAGAGAGACAUGCCCCGGAAAGAAGCGUUUUUUUUCUGAUGAAGACCUCCGGAAAGAGAGGGAACAAUAGGGAGAUUUGUGUAUAGAAAAGCCAAACGUUCAGGAUCCUCGUUCUCGUCGUUUUUUGCAGCAGUUGUGAAAAACACAACAGGAGGAAUCCAGAAACCCAGGAACCAACUGUAGGAACAUCCAGUUCAACAUGGUUGCAGUUUCUAGAAUUUCUUUCCAGUUUCAGGGAUUCCCCAACAGAUGAAUGCACCUGGGAAGGAGCGGAAAGAACAUGUCAGAAAACCAACGCGGAAUCGAUUUUCGUGUUACCUAUUACACGUCUCCUCUAGGUGUGCGCUCAUGCGCAGUUGCACGCACACAAACCUGUAUGUUUCCGAUUGUAAAGGCGUAUGAGUGUGUGCGUGGAAAAUGUAGAAUGGCGAAGGAUGAGGAACAUGAGAAGGAGGGACUGCAAACUUUAAAGCAUUCUUUGGGGCUCUAGAGCUUUCGGGUCUGCAAUUGGUUGCUUUGUUGCCGGACAGCGACACCAGGAAGCAGU
Molecule: messenger RNA, 3709 nt
Organism: Toxoplasma gondii ME49
Lineage: Eukaryota; Apicomplexa; Conoidasida; Eucoccidiorida; Sarcocystidae
Product: trypsin domain-containing protein
Exons: 11
Coding region: 1-2919 (972 amino acids)
Biological process (GO): proteolysis
Molecular function (GO): protein binding; serine-type endopeptidase activity
Source: RefSeq, a predicted model, not a curated record